AUGUCAUCUCAAAUCACUUCAUAUUUAACAAAAUAUCAAAAUAAAUCUUUUUGGGGCUUUUUACUCCGUUGUCGAGACGCGGUUGUUGCUACUACUUCACCUACUUCUCGUUGGGAGGAUCUCGAUCACACCUGGGCUGUUAGAUUCAUAUUAGAAGCAGGAAAGUUAGGAGAAGAUUUAGAAGAAAAGAUCAAUUCGGAACGGCGACGCUAUAAUUUCGAGGAGUAUUGGAACGAUAUAAUCCUGGGAUGUAAAAUAAAACGAGACAUCCUGAACAUUAAAGCAGAAAUAGAACAUAUUCAGUCCAUGCUAUCUGAUGCCAAUGACAAAUUAAAAAUGAAGGAAGACGAAUUCGCUGGAAAUUCAAGUAAAUGGAAAGAGGGUUCAGUCAACGAAAAUAAUUUUUUAGAUGGUGGUGAUGUUUUGGAUGGCGGCGAUAUUUUGGAUGGUGGUGAUAUUUUGGAUGACGGCGAUAUUUUGGAUGGCGACAUUUUGGAUGGCGACGACAUUUUGGAUGGCGGUGAUAAUUAUGGUGAUGCACCUACCAUAUCCCGCGAACGUAACCCCCGUAAUAAGGAGAGAAAAGAUUACAACAUAGAGUUUUUAUCAAAAAAAUCUGCUUUACCAUCACCAUCAUCGUCUUCCUCUUCAGCUACUCGGGGAAGCAGAAAAAGAAAAGGAGUCAUCUGUUCAGGAAGUUGUCCUAAACACU
Racocetra persica is the source of this 712-nucleotide messenger RNA. The record is from the annotation of a GenBank genome assembly. Lineage: Eukaryota; Fungi; Glomeromycota; Glomeromycetes; Diversisporales; Gigasporaceae.